AUGUGCAGAGCCCUAGCUGCGAUACCAAAGUCCCAAAGGAAGGACGGGACAUACCAAUCACAACUCGAGUGGUCGAAAAUUGAAUGGGAAAGCAAUGCAUCCUCUAUGGAGAUCUAUCACUACUUUGGUGGUCCUUCUCUUUUUAUCAAAGUGAAAAAAUUCCUUCCUACCGACACCGACCAGACCAAGCUGUGGGGGAAGAGCGAAACAGGUUGGACGUGGAUUGACACGCCGCCUCUUGGUUUGCUCGAGUGUCCCUCGGGGCGAGCUUUCCACCAAUACGUCUCGGACUGCGUACCACAUUGUGUGCAACGUACUGCCAAUGCCGGCGUUUUGCAGGCAAUAGCCACGCGUUGUGAAACCGACGAUUCAGGGCUGUUAGCUAACGCUGCGAGGCUUUGGACGGCAACCCAUCUGCUGCUACAGGGCUGGCAAGCAAAUGGUAUCCUUGUGAUUACCGACCCAUCAAGUCCCUACUAUGGAAUGCAGCCUGCCCCGAGAGUUAUACAGAACGUGCUGGAUCAGGGCCUGGAAUCAUAUAUCGCUGAGAUUGAGCUUGAGCUUCUUGUGGGGAUCAAUAAGGCGAUUAAGGACCGGACCUUAAAGAGUCGAUGGGAGGAGACCUUUAGCGCAACAUUCAUUUUACUGGCGGUGAUGGAGAAGGAUAUUUGGAGGCUGAUGUACUGGAUCCGCCAUCCGGGCCAGUGGCGUCAUCCCGACUCUGCUCGAUACCUCAUCGACCGUACUGCCUUCCAGGCAAAUGUCCUACUCAGCCACAUCAAAAUUGCUGGAUAUGUCCCUGCUGCUUUUAGAGCGGCUCAGUUACACUUACCGAGUGGUGACGCGAAGUCCCAAUACCUUGAGAGCAACGACGAUAGUCUUUGUGGGACUUUGACCAAGAUUGUAUUACUUGACGAGGACGAGGAGUACCAACAGGUGGCGGGCAAAGAUUUCUCGUAG
This is a messenger RNA of Diaporthe amygdali, 960 nucleotides long. RefSeq lists its product as uncharacterized. The transcript is spliced from 4 exons. NCBI's taxonomy places the organism in Eukaryota, Fungi, Ascomycota, Sordariomycetes, Diaporthales, Diaporthaceae. The record is from RefSeq and is a predicted model, not a curated record. Bases 1 to 960 code for a protein of 319 amino acids.